AUGACUAUAAAUAUUGAACUAGAUCUGCCCAAGAGUAGAAAACACAAAAACAGGAGAGACAGGCAAGGGUUGGUCCUAUUGGACGCAGAAUUUGAGAUAUUAAAGACCAAACCAGUUGAAAACCAGGAAAACGAAGAUCAAGAGGUAAAAGAAGCUGUUUGUGACAUAUUAACACUAGAAAGGCAGAGAACACCAUCUACCUCUAAAAAACAGCAUGUAUUUUCAGAGGCCAUUCAAAAUUUACAUCAGGGAUAUCCUUCAACAGGUCCAAAGAUAACAUGCAAGAGAAGACGAAGGAACAGGCAACAGGGUGAUAUAGCUGACUUUUUAGGUGAUUCUGUCAACAGUUAUGAGCCCUCCUUUUACAAAUUGCCCAAGAAAAGACAAAAAGACACCGCUUCCACUCCCACUGAAGAUAACAGUCCCAAGAUAUUGCCGGGGAAAAAAAGGCUUCUUCUGGAAAAACUGUUUGGUCCGUACCGCAUCUUGAGUAGCAAUGAUCCAAACUCUAAUUUAAGCAUGGAGGGUAAGGGUGGAAAAACAAAUCUUCACCCAGUAAGAAAACCCCAUGAUGAGGUUUGAUAGACAAAUGAUGGCUUGCAUUGGGUGAUUCCAGUCAAGCCCAUAGAACUAGUAGAUAUUAGAUGCUGGAUAGUAUUAGUACUAGGAGAUAUUAGAUAGCAGAUGUUAGUAU
Messenger RNA from Pantherophis guttatus, 694 nucleotides. Lineage: Eukaryota; Metazoa; Chordata; Lepidosauria; Squamata; Colubridae. The record is from RefSeq and is a predicted model, not a curated record.